UAUCUAUCUUCUGCUUCGUCUCAGUAUUAUUAAAUUUUCUUUUAAAACAUUUUUUUAAUUUGUCUCUAUAAAAGUGGAGCCGGAUAGCGUCUUUGAUCUCCACAUUCUCAUUUCUUUCUUUCUUUCAUUACCUUAAGGCUUUCAAAUCUUAUUCCAUCUCAACCCCCUUUUUUGUUGGGUUUCUUUCAAAGAAGAGUUUACCAGAUUUUCCAUUAAGAAAAAAUAGCUCCUCUGUUCAUCAAGUUUGCGUAAAAGAGACUUCUCAACUAGCUGGCUCGAAUGGAAAUUUUGGAAUUAUCGUUGGUUGAAUUUUCAAGUUUCAACAACUGAAUAAUGGAGGGUUUUGCAAUUUUCCUAAAUAUAUAGGGCUUCAACUUUCUUCAGAGUUUGGCAUCAGAUGGCCAUUGGGCAGUACUUUGAAGAAGCUGUAGCUCAUAACCAUUUAAGUGGAGAAGGUAAAAAUUCCUUGAAGAAGAGGAAGAAUUCACCAGAUUCAGUUACAGGUUCAGAGGACAGUCCCUCCGGCGGUUUUGACUGCAACAUCUGCCUGGAAUCUGUGCAGGAUCCAGUGGUGACACUUUGUGGUCACCUAUAUUGCUGGCCCUGUAUUUACAGAUGGCUUCAUUUUCAGACAAUCUCCACCGAAAACCAAGACCAGAAACAGCAGCAAUGUCCUGUAUGCAAAGCUGAAGUUUCAGAUAGCACACUUAUACCUCUUUAUGGCCGGGGCCUGUCCAGUAAGGCAUCAAGAGGCAAGACCCCCCAAUUGGGUAUAGUCAUACCAAAGAGACCUCUUGGUCCUGCUCUUGGAGUUGGUACACCAAGAUCACCUAAUGCUUACACUAGUCCGCAGUUUUCACAGCAAAUACAUCACCAUGGUUAUUCAUAUCAACCACAAAUGUACUAUUCUGAAGAGGGCGGUUAUCCAGCUUCACCGAUGCUUAGUCCUGGUGGCAUGAUGAUAAAUGCACUGGAUCCGGUGACCCGAAUGUUUGGUGAAAUGGUAUAUGCAAGGGUAUUUGGGGACUCUAUUACAAAUUUAUAUACUUAUCCAAAUUCAUACAAUCUUGUGGGGAGCACUAGUCCUAGGAUCAGAAGGCACGUAAUGCAAGCCGAUAAGUCACUCAGCCGAAUAAGUUUUUUCCUCUUCUGUUGCAUACUCCUCUGUCUUCUUUUGUUCUGAUCUUCUACUUCCCUGCUUCUAUUCCCCAUUUUAAACCUGUAGAAAACAAAAAAUAUACAAAUUCUGCUGGAUGUACUAAUAACUUAAGAGAUGUUGCAUGUGAUCCUGUGCUGCGAUAUAGCGCUUAUAUGUAAUUAUGAGUUCUGUGCACCUCUUGUUCUGUAGAUAUGGCGCCAGUUCUACUCCGAGAUUUAAAACCAAUAAUCUCGUGACGUAUUGGCAAUUAGAUAACUGCAAGGAUAUUCAACAAAAAAUGUAUCUUGUACAGUGUGGCCAACCAAAGUUGAUUCAGAGCUUAAAAUUCCCUAUGGAAUAUUUCAAUGA
Messenger RNA from Durio zibethinus, 1507 nucleotides. Its product is annotated as E3 ubiquitin-protein ligase RMA1H1-like. Gene Ontology annotation, cellular component: endoplasmic reticulum. Gene Ontology annotation, molecular function: ubiquitin protein ligase activity. Gene Ontology annotation, biological process: ubiquitin-dependent protein catabolic process. The record is from RefSeq and is a predicted model, not a curated record. Lineage: Eukaryota; Viridiplantae; Streptophyta; Magnoliopsida; Malvales; Malvaceae.